Molecule: messenger RNA, 1868 nt
Organism: Polyodon spathula (Mississippi paddlefish)
Lineage: Eukaryota; Metazoa; Chordata; Actinopteri; Acipenseriformes; Polyodontidae
Product: synapse-associated protein 1-like
Exons: 9
Coding region: 248-1324 (358 amino acids)
Cellular component (GO): cytoplasm; synapse
Source: RefSeq, a predicted model, not a curated record
UCUAACCCAACCCAACCCAACCACUAAAAAUCAUCUCAUGCCCUGAGGACACUAGUGGUGGAUAUUCCUUUGUGUUUUAAUACGGACAGACAGAAGGGACAAACCGUCUCGAAACUCCCUUUUAACAAACGCGGAAGUGAAUGUGAGAGGUCUUAAAUCUGGUGACGUUUCAUGGUUGGAGCUGGCUGAAAUAAACAGAAACCCUUCUGUUCUUUAACAAAUAAAUCCCAGAUUUUAAAAGACGAAAAUGUUUCGGGGUUGGGGAAACUGGCUUAGCUUGGAUCCAGAAAGCCCAAGCACCAAGCAAGCGGUUACAGCGCAGAAAGAGGCAGGCGAAGGGAAAGGCCUUGUGGAUGAAACCGAAGUAAACAAACAACCAGAGUGUGGAAAAGAAGAGAUGUCCGACUCGGCUCACGAACUUCUUGAGCAGGCCAAGGGACUGAGCGGUUAUCUCUUCAGUUUUGCCAGUAGUGCUACAAAGAUGAUAUCCGAGUCUGUUGUUGAGACAGCACAGACCUUAAAGAAAUCCGUAGAAGAUGGAAAGAUUGAUGGCCUUAUUGAUAAGACAAUAUUGGGGGAUUUUCAAAAGGAACAAGAAAAAUUUGUGUUUGAAAAGAAUGCAAAAAAGACAGAUGCUGCAGUGCCUCCCUGGGUUGGCUACAGUGAGGAAGAAACAAUUCAACAGCAAAUCUUGGCUUUAUCGGCUGACAGGAGAAAUUUCCUUCGAGACCCCCCUGCUGGAGUGCAGUUUCACUUUGACUCAGAACAGAUGUAUCCCAUCGCCAUGGUGAUGUUGCAGGAGGACGAGCUGCUCAACAGAAUGAGAUUUGACCUGGUCCCAAAGCUGGUGAAGGAGGAGGUGUUCUGGAGGAAUUACUUCUACCGUGUGUCUCUGAUUAAGCAGUCUGCACAACUCACUGCAUUAGCAGCUCAGCAGCAGGCAGCUGAGAAGAAAGAGGAGGAAAAAAACAGUUCCCAUACAGAUGACAAUCACUUCACAGAAAACAUAAGACCCAAAACUCCACCUACUGCAAUCAACGCCAAGCUAAAACCUAAUGAGGAUGAAGAGGAGAUUUCAGCCAGUCCAGGUGUCUCUGAGUUUGUAAGUGAUGCUUUUGACUCCUGCAAUAUCAACCAGGAGGACCUGAGGAAGGAAAUGGAGCAGUUGGUGUUGGAUAAGAAGGAAGAGGCCAUUGAAGAGUCUGCAGACUGGGAGAAGGAGCUACAGCAGGAACUUCAGGACUAUGAAGUUGUUGCAGAAUCAGAAAACAGAGAGGGCAAUUGGGAUAAAGAGAUAGAGGAGAUGUUGCAGGCUGAUGGUUAGUUCUGCUGAACUGAAUGUGCUUUCCAAACUGACUUCUAUGAAUGUUAUCACUUUCAGUGCACAAUGUAAAACGUGAAGGACCAGCUAACAUCAAAUCAUUAUCAUUGCCAUCAAAUUCAGCUUUCAUCACAUCGUGGAAAAUUACUCUCCCACCACAGUGCUGAACACUCAGUAGAUUAAAUCCUUGUGCUUCUCAUUUGGAAAUAUCUUGAGGAUAAAUUGUACAAUUUGUUUAAACAACACCAACAUUAAAAAAAACAAACAAACACUUGAGUAUCUUCUAUAGUGUCAUCUGGGUCCAUACAUCUUGUAAGUAGUACUUCAUUACAGUUGCCACUACAUCAAAAACAAUGUAAUUGUAGUCCACUACAGUAUAGCUUUUAAUUAAAUUAGUUUAAUAUAAAGCUAUUCUUGAUAAUUCUUGUAUUUCAUUAUCAUGGAAUGUAAAGUUUGUACUGUACAAAUACUUCAAUUUAAAAUGAUAUAUAUAUAAAGAAAAUGCUGUGUAACACAAGGUGAGCAUCAAAAUAAACUUAUCACUAUU